UUGAAUUGAAAUUUGGUUUCCUAUUUUUUUUCAAUUUAAUUUCUAUCUUGGGGGGUUUGUGAGGAUUUUUCUUAUCGAAUCUUGAGAAUGAAGACUUUAUUUUAAAGAAAUUACGAUAUUUAGGCUAAUCUUUGAAUUUGACAUUAGCUGACAAAUAUUAUAUAUUAACUUGUCAUUUUAAUUUUGCUAUAAGUAUGUUAGUAUAUAACAAAAAUCAAUUAUAAAUUUGAAUUUCAUUAUUUUCAUCAUUUUGACGGGAAAAAGAUUUUUACAUGGAAAUAUUUUGUACUUUAAAAAUACAUUUUAAUUUGGUUAGAGAAAGUGGUGGAACUAGGAGAACUUACUCGUCACUUGUGCUUGCUUUUUAAUUAUUAUUUACGAAAAAAAAGUACAAAUACUGCUCCCAAUAUAAAAUAAUGAAAAAUAAAAAAGGACUUCAAAGUCGAGAUGUAUUUGAACGUAUGAAUUUUUUAUAUCAAGCAUCAAUGUUGAUGGCGGGUAAGAAUGAUACUUUAUCAGCUUACUAUGGCUUGCUUUUAAAAAAUGUUGGAAAAAAGUCUGUAUUAAGGAUCUUUAAAGAACGUGGAGCACGCUAUGCAUUGCUAAUGCUUCCAGAUGAACAAAAACAAAAAGGUGUUAUAGCGGCUUCUUUGGGAAAUCAUGCCCAAGGUCUAAGCUACCAUGCCCAGCAACUAAAAAUACCAGCUACCGUGGUAAUGCCAACAGCAGCGCCAAUUAUGAAAAUACAAAAAUGCUGUAAUUAUGGAGCAGAAGUCCUUGUUCAAGGUAAAGAUAUGGGUGAAGCGAAAAAAAUUGCUAUGAGAAUAUCAAAAGAGCGUAAGUUAUUAUAUAUAAAUGGAUACGAUCACCCACAUAUAAUGGCAGGACAGGGUACUAUAGGAUUAGAAAUAUUAGAACAAGUACCCAAUCCAGACGCUGUCAUUGUUCCUGUGGGGGGUGCGGGUCUUAUUGCUGGUGUAGCGACAGCUAUUAAAGCAUUAAAUCCAAGAUGUAAAAUAAUUGGUGUUGAGUCUGACAAGUGUGCAAGUUAUUCACAGGCUAUUGCAAAUAAGGCACCCAUAUAUACUGCAUGUAAAAAUACUUUAGCUGAUGGCUUGGCAGUACCAACAGUUGGUUAUAAUGCUUUUGUAACUGCAAAACCUUUAAUAGAUAAAGUAGUCGUUGUUAAGGAGGAAUGGAUUGCGUUGGGUAUUCUUAGGUUAGUUGAAGCAGAAAAAUGUGUCGUUGAGGGAGCCGGUGGAGCUUGCCUUGCAGCUAUUUUGGCUGGCCAUUUGGAUGAACUAAAAGGAAAAAAAGUUGUUAUUUUAAUCAGUGGAGGUAACAUUGAUACCACAAUAUUUGGAAGAUGCCUAGAAAGAGGUUUAGUUGCUGACGGAAGAUUGAUCAAAUUUGCUGUAAGAGUAAUAGAUGCUCCAGGUGGUAUUAAAGGUUUAUGUAAACUCUUGGCCGAGAAUGGCGUUUCUGUUAAGGAUAUAAUGCAUGAAAGAGCAUGGCUAAAAGAUGUUUUUUCGGUUGAAAUCAAAGUAAUUUGUGAAACCAGAGAUUGGAACCAUAGUGUCCAAAUGAAAGAGAUACUAAAAAACGCUUACGAAUAUGUGGAAUUCGUUAAUGAACCAUUAGCAGUAUGCUUCAAAGACUUAUAAUUAAAGACGCCAUCAGAAUUAAAUUUGUGCUUUACUUAUAAUUUUAAUAAAGCUUACACAAUAAAAAUUUAAAUUCAAUUUAUUUAU
Molecule: messenger RNA, 1751 nt
Organism: Condylostylus longicornis
Lineage: Eukaryota; Metazoa; Arthropoda; Insecta; Diptera; Dolichopodidae
Product: L-threonine dehydratase catabolic TdcB
Exons: 7
Coding region: 417-1664 (415 amino acids)
Biological process (GO): L-threonine catabolic process; L-serine catabolic process
Molecular function (GO): threonine deaminase activity; L-serine ammonia-lyase activity
Source: RefSeq, a predicted model, not a curated record